Molecule: messenger RNA, 1502 nt
Organism: Aspergillus alliaceus
Lineage: Eukaryota; Fungi; Ascomycota; Eurotiomycetes; Eurotiales; Aspergillaceae
Gene: rad14
Product: DNA repair protein RAD14
Exons: 3
Coding region: 138-1247 (369 amino acids)
Biological process (GO): nucleotide-excision repair, DNA damage recognition; base-excision repair; UV-damage excision repair
Cellular component (GO): nucleotide-excision repair factor 1 complex
Molecular function (GO): damaged DNA binding
Source: RefSeq, a predicted model, not a curated record
GUUGCUAUCAUCACGUGGGGUGGCGAUACGAGAUAUUGAUACGAUAACACGGACCCCUUGCAAGACUCACGAUCUCGAGUCACGACUGCUUGUAUUCUCGAGCUGCGGCAAGAAGCUUGUGAAGGCCAUCGUGCACAAUGGGGGCAGACCGUUCGACACCACCUCCACAGACCGGUGGAUCAAAGUCCGGCGAGCUCCCGCGGGCACCACUUACACCUGAGCAGUUGCGGAAAAUUGAUGUCAACCGCAUGAAAGCAAAGGCGAUACGGGAGCAACGCGAGGCGGAGGCCCGAGCAUCAGCCAGUAUUCCUGGUGUGGCGCAAUCUACGAACGGAGUUAAACGAUCCUAUUCCUCCAUGACAGCUGAGAUGCCUGCUACGGUUCGAGAUGCGACAUCCGCUGCUCGCCCACUUGAUUCGAUCAAGCCUGCGCGGAACUUCUCGAAAUACGUUGAAUAUGACUUCAGUAAGAUGACGGAUACGAAGGGAGGUUUUCUGACGGAGGAGGAUGAUCCUUUUAAUAAGGCGCUGCAUGUGAAAGAGGGGAAGGAAGAGCAGAAGCCGGCAAACAUGACGCAGAAGGAGUGGGAAAGAAAACAGUUACUGGAUUCUCUUCGUCGGAAUCGGACCGGCCCCUUCGAACCAGCCCUCAGUGUGUUGGAUGAUAAAAGCAAGCAGAAGAAGUGUCGUGAAUGUGGUAGCCUGGAGAUUGAUUGGAAGUGGGAGCAGGAUCUUCGGUGUUGUGUAUGCCAUGCCUGCAAGGAAAAGCACCCCGAAAAAUACAGUCUUCUUACGAAGACGGAAGCGAAGGAGGAUUAUCUUUUGACAGAUCCCGAACUGAAAGACGAAGAUCUUCUGCCGCAUCUUGAACGGCCUAACCCUCAUAAGUCAACGUGGAACAACAUGAUGCUUUACCUACGCUAUCAGGUCGAGGAAUACGCCUUUUCCGCGAAGAAGUGGGGCUCUGCUGAAGCGCUCGAUGCCGAAUUCGAGCGACGGGAAAAUGAGAAAAAGCGACGGCGGGAGGCCAAAUUCAAGACAAAGCUACAGGACUUGAAGAAGCGCACGCGCGUUGAUGCAUAUCGCCGUAGCCGUCAAGGAGCAACUGGUGGGAACUUUGGUGAUGAUCUGGGCAAUGGUGGGAGACAUGUGCAUCAAUGGGGUCGGUCCAUUGAGAAUCCCGAGACUGGGAUCGGAGUCAAGAAGUGUGUAGAUUGUGGGAUGGAGGUUGAAGAGUUGGAGUUCUAGCGGAAGCGCAUCGUCUAGUAUAGUGUGUAGUGUAUAGUAUAACGAGUCACGAACCUCAUAAAUAUCCUCAGUGGGUACCUUGAAUUAUUAAAAAUAGGGACACGUUAUGUUUUGCGAUAGUUUAGUUGAACAGGUCAAAAAGCAACGGUGCUAAGGGUCAGUUGGGAAACGAUGAUUGGCGGCCUGAGGUCCAGUUCUAGCUGUCCUUCCUGAUGUCAGUCCACCUCCCCUGAGGGAAAGGAUCAAGAGGCGUCA